AUGCACGGCGGUCCCUCUGUUGCCCCAUCGGGCGAUUCCGCUGAGAACAUUUAUAAUCUUCUAUGUGCUGUUCAAACACAAGCGAACAAAGACGCGGAGGAAAUUAAAUCGUUGCGUCUUUGCAUUGCCAACUCUGAAAGUGAUGUUAUGAAAACACGCGAAGAAAUCUGCAGGUUAUCCCAACAGCAGGAAAAGGUGAAUGAAGAUAUAUCUGCAAAACGUCUCUCUCUUGAGGAACAGAAAAUACGUCACGCGGGAGUUAUGGAGAUCCUGCAAAAGACCAAGAAAGAACUCACAGAAGUUGCCGAUACCGUUAUGAAGUCUGAUCUGCCUAUUCACGCAGCAGCAGCAGUGCAGAGUGUGGCCCCGCAGGAAUCACAGGAGCCGUUGGCACCCGUGAAGCUUCGUGAUGCCGUACAAAGUUUGAGGAAAAAGAUUGAAAUGGCAACUCAACAACAACAACAACAACAAC
Messenger RNA from Trypanosoma theileri, 472 nucleotides. RefSeq lists its product as uncharacterized. The transcript has a single exon. Lineage: Eukaryota; Euglenozoa; Kinetoplastea; Trypanosomatida; Trypanosomatidae. The record is from RefSeq and is a predicted model, not a curated record. The annotation marks the transcript as partial.